AUGGGCAAGUUGGCUAAUUAUGAUGGAGAAUUCGAAUCUCCUCGCAUACCAAAAGAAGCUGAAGUAUUAGAUGAUAAUUUGCCAAAUUUAGGAGAAAUGGCUAGACUAAUCGGUCAAUCCUCCAAUGCUCUGACCAAGGCUUUAGAAAAUCUAAAUCGAGAAAUACAAGGCUUAAAACAAAACAUUCAAGCAUCUGGCGGAAACGGCGGCGGAGUACAGGCACAGAUUAUGCAACUACGUAAAAUCGUUGCUACUACUGUUGCUGCGGUUGCUACCGGCGGUGCUUCCUUAGCAAUCCAAGCAGUUGCUAUUGGAGCAGCCUACUUAGCAGGUUCUGCGAUGGAUGCUGAUAUCAAAAAAAGAGAGAAUGAGAAUAAACAAUUGGCUUUGGCUGGUAAAGCUGGGGAAGUAAUAACCAAUCAAGUGAAUGGUUUACAGAAUGAUAGAAGUCAGAAAGUAAACCAAUUGAAUACUUUAGAGCAACAAAUCCAACAAAAGAAAAGUAAGUUAAACGAUCCUAACACCUCUGAGAGUGAAAAAGCCCAAAUUAGAAGUGAGUUAAUUUCAGUUGUAGAACAAGCAGAUAAAAUCAGAAACGAAAUAUUGGAUUACGAUAAAAAAAUAGAAGACUUAUUAAAAAACAUUCCAAAUGGUAGUGAAAAAGAUAAAAUAACAAUUGUUAUGAACAUGGACAAAAAAUUGGAAGGACCUUUUCAUACUUCUCCUGGCAAUAAGUGUAAUGCAUGUGGGAAAGUAAUAGAAAAUAAAGAAUAUAGGAGAAAUUACAACGAAGAACUUUAUCGAGAAACUGGAGGAAAAGAAGGUCGAAUUACUUAUUGCCUUCCAUGUGGAAAGGAGACUAUUAUUGCUGAGAAUGAAGAGGAGAAUAAAAGGAUUAAAAAAAACCAAGAAGAAAGAAAAAAAGGGACACAAGAGACAAUUAGAAAUUGCUUUGCUGUAUUAGACUCUUUAUUCCAAAGACUAGCCCAAGAAAAUGUGGUAGGAACCAUUGAAGAUUACAAAAAAAUAAAAGGAAUUCAAGAAAGAAUAAAAAAAUUAGACAAAAAGACAAUAAUAGAUCCAUUUACUGGUCAAGCAUGCCCUCUUAUUAAAACUGACCUUAAGAAUUUAAAAAAAUAUUGUCAAGAUCUAAUUAAUGAAUAUAUUUCACCUAAAGAUAGAGACACAGUUGAUAAUAAAGAAACCGAAAGUCCAAAGUUCUUACAAUCUUUAAAGAGUUAUCAUAUAGACAAAUUAAAUAAGAAAAUGCUAAAUAAUGGCAUUUCUUCUUUUGAGUUAAAUAGUUUGAAUUAUCAAAGCAUGUUAACUGUGCCUGAUUUUCUUUUAACCCAAGAGGGAAUUAAAGACACUUAUCAAAAAGCCGAAAAAGACUUAGAAGAAUUGUUAAAGAAAAAGGGUAUUAGUAUUCCGCAACCAAAUAGUAGUUCUCAACAAUCACAAUUACUUUCAGAAAUCAUGCAAUUAGAAUCUAAUCCUACUAGUUCUAAUAUUCAAGAAUUAGACUCUAAAAAACAACAGUUAAAAACUUUAGAGACUAAAUCUAAAGAACUAAUUAAACUUUUACCUUUAGAUACUCAAAUUACUAUAUUACAGAAAGAAAUAAAACUUUUAGAAAGCAAACCCACUAAAAACCAUUUAGAAAAGGUAUUAUUAACUGAUAAAAAGAAAGAAUUAGCGGAAUUAUUAAGUAAAAAAAACAAUUCAACUACUAAUAAUGCUAAACCUAGUGAUAAAACUGGACUUUAUAUUGGAUUAGGUGCAAUUGGAAUAUUAGUUGUGUUUGGUAUCUUUAUCCUAGUAAGAACGAGAACUCAUAAAAGAUCUUCGAGUCUAAGAACAGUAAAGUUAGUAAAUUAG
Funneliformis geosporum is the source of this 1878-nucleotide messenger RNA. Lineage: Eukaryota; Fungi; Glomeromycota; Glomeromycetes; Glomerales; Glomeraceae. The record is from the annotation of a GenBank genome assembly.